CUCUUUUUUUUUUUUACUAGCUGUCUUACCUUUAGUCAUGGCAGACAUUUAGUGAGUUGCUGUUAUCAGGAAUAAAGUAUAUUUCCUUGUCAGAUAAAUUGAAAUAUCAACUCAUUACAGGAUUUCAUAUUUACUUAUUUCUCGUACUAAAAGACUCAUUAGAAUAAAGCGUAUCAAAAACAACGUCCGGGAAGUGACCCCAAAAACCUUUUCAUUCGUUAGUUUUUAAUUUUUCUCUUCAAGUAAAAGAAACGUGGAAAAUGGUCGAAGGUAUAUACGCAAUGGAGCAGAUUUUCAUAGACGAAGAGACAGGUGAAAGUUUGAUGCAAUCUUUCCAGGACAAUUUAGAGAUGCGUAAUCCUAUUUGUUCAAUGAACAAUGCUGAAACUGGUGAACCUGAAGUUAAUUUUCAAGGGAGUGCUACGCAAAGAAGUAGGAAAGUACCUUUUCAGAUACCAAAACAAGUGAAAGAUAAUAUGAUGCCCAAGAAAUCGGGCUGUAAAUUAGAUAAUAUGGAAAUGGAGCCGGUUCCGAUAGGAUCAUCUUUCGGACAAGUAAAUCCAAUUUGCUUGUUUCUACCAGCUGUCAUAUAUUCUCGUUGGGUUUUGGUAUUACUUAUGAUAUUUGAAGUUAUUCUACAUGUUUGGGCACAUCGCAAAAAUAAGUUAUUGAAAAAUGCUAGCGUCUACUUUCGCUCACCGUUCCAUGCUAUAUCUUCUGAAUUUUGUGCUCUAUGUCAAAAUGAAAGUUGCAUGAAUCAAGUUGAAAAAUUGCAACAAAAACGUAUGCACAAAUUCUUUCGACAGUGUAAUUACAUGAAAAGAAUAGUUACAUGAAACAUCUUUAUAAAAGAUGAAAACAUAUUGUACUUUGUCAUUAUAGAUAAAUAUUUGAUCAAG
Messenger RNA from Polistes dominula (European paper wasp), 899 nucleotides. RefSeq lists its product as uncharacterized. Lineage: Eukaryota; Metazoa; Arthropoda; Insecta; Hymenoptera; Vespidae. The record is from RefSeq and is a predicted model, not a curated record.